AUGGACCCGCGGGGCCAGCUCGGCGCCCUCGGAUGCUUGCACGCCCUGCUGCUCGUGGUCGCCGAUGCUACCUUCACCGAGGUCCCCCAAGAUGUGACAGUGCGGGAAGGCGAGGACAUCGAGAUGCCUUGCGCCUUCCGGGCCCGGGGGGCGACGUCGUACUCCCUGGAGAUUCAGUGGUGGUUCGUGAAGGCGGCGCCCCGGGAGCUGCUGCACGAGCUGGCCCUGAGCGCACCGGGCACCCGAAGCAAGGUAACAAAUAAGGAUGCAACUAAAAUCAGUACGGUUCGAGUCCAGGGCAAUGACAUCUCGCACCGGCUGCGCCUAUCGGCGGUGCGCCCGCAGGACGAGGGUGUGUACGAGUGUCGCGUGUCGGACUACAGCGACGCGGACACGCGCGAGCACCAGGCCCGGGCGCUGCUGCGAGUGCUGUCCCGCUUCGUGCCGCCCCACAUGCAGGCGGCCGAGGCCGUGUCCCACAUCCAGAGCAGCGGGCCCCGCCGCCACGGGCCGCCCAGCGCCGCACACGCCGGCCACGCGGGCAUCGCGGGACCCACCGCCGUGGAGCCCAGCCACGGCCAGGACAAGGGCCUGCCGCCAGGAAGCCCCGCGGCCCCCGCUCCGGGCGUGCCCAGGGCCGCGGCCUCCGCCACACACACAGACGCCUCCACCACCACCACCGCAGCUGCGUCCUCAUCGGCAUCUCCAUCACCGGGCCAGGCGGUCCUCCGGCGGCAGAGACACGGCUCUGGCAGUGGCCCACACCACACAGCAGACCCGUGCCUGGCCCUGGCCCUGCUGGCCCUGCUGAGCCUUCUGUGGGGACCCUGA
Perognathus longimembris pacificus (Pacific pocket mouse) is the source of this 831-nucleotide messenger RNA. It is a transcript of the gene Vstm2b, whose product is annotated as V-set and transmembrane domain containing 2B. The transcript has 5 exons. The record is from RefSeq and is a predicted model, not a curated record. The coding region runs from base 1 to 831 and encodes 276 amino acids. Lineage: Eukaryota; Metazoa; Chordata; Mammalia; Rodentia; Heteromyidae.